AUGUUCACCCCUCCUAGAAGGAUUCGUCGAUGGGCCAUGUCCCCGUGGUCCAAGAGUUAUCCUCAGCAGAGUGAGCGGCUCACUGAGGGUGACUCUGAUCGUGCACUCGUUCUACCAGCUGCCAAACCUGUGCAACCUUUGGACACCCGUAUGGAUGCUGUCGUAGAGUCGGAGUGUGCUGCACCGGCGGUGAAAGCCUUCAAGAGUCUGAAAUCCGAAUCCUCUGGUGACGGUGUCAUCCUAGACCUCAGUGAUGAGAAGCUGCCGAAGGGUCGUAAGGAGCAGGCUCGACAGAAGCGGCUUCGAGAUCUGGUCCAGAAAGAUGCUGGAAACAAAGAGGUCAGACCGCGGCUCACCCAGAAAGAUUACAAUCAUAUGGUCCGCUGUGUGAAAGAUCACGACGACCUGGUGGCUGAUCGGCGGAAACUCCAAGAGCUUCAACCGAAGUUGGCGAAGGCUCAACAGACGAUUUUAAUCUUGGAGAAGGCCUUAGAAAAGUUGAGGCGCUGA
This is a messenger RNA of Symbiodinium sp. CCMP2592, 510 nucleotides long. NCBI's taxonomy places the organism in Eukaryota, Dinophyceae, Suessiales, Symbiodiniaceae. The record is from the annotation of a GenBank genome assembly.